Molecule: messenger RNA, 2522 nt
Organism: Fusarium oxysporum Fo47
Lineage: Eukaryota; Fungi; Ascomycota; Sordariomycetes; Hypocreales; Nectriaceae
Exons: 8
Coding region: 1-2373 (790 amino acids)
Molecular function (GO): flavin adenine dinucleotide binding
Source: RefSeq, a predicted model, not a curated record
AUGGCAACUCUCAACGCUCUCAAGAAAGCCCUCAAAAAGGUUAGCGAUGAAGCACCCCGAAAACCAUUGAACGACGAAGAGUACGACGAUGGUCUCAGCCUCUUUUCCCAGGCCUCCGGCGAGCAGACGUACCAAAAGACUUUCAUUAUUCCUCAACUGUCUGAACUGAUAGCCUCCCUCUCAGCACGAGAUGAGAUCUCAGUCGUGGAGAUUGGCCCAGGCCCGGAAAAUGUUCUAGGGCACCUGCCGGCCAUUCUGAGGAAGAGGAUCACGAAAUACGUCGCAUUGGAGCCCUCUUUUCAAUACACUCAAAGUCUCACAAGAUGGCUAUCUCCUAUGGAGGACGAGAGACCACUUCCCUCUUUGAAACAUUUACUCGUUCGCCCGACACCCUUCACACCAGAGAGCUGCAAGGGUCAGAAUUACGAUGACAUUCUCUUCUGCCAUAGCUUAUGUGGAAUGAAACGAGAGGAAAAGAGUAUCAGACAUACUCUCACGAUGCUGUCAAAAGACCCACUUGGCGGUAUGCCAUCAAAGACGACGAUGAAGCCAUCGACAGUUUCGCUCGCUUCAUCGCCAGAUACAGUUCAAUCAUGUGUUCGAUUGGCACUGGCAAACAAAACUAGCUUGGCGAUCUUGGGCGGUGGCCACAGUGAUCAUUGCCUUUGGCCUAAUGUUGUUUCCGUUGAGAUGGGUGCCUUCGACAAAGUCUACGUCGUCAACACACCUCAAAAUGCAGACACAGACUGUUGGGUCGUCGCCGAAGCUGGAUGUGUGACAGUGACCUUAGGCUCUCGACCGAGUGUUGGUGCAGGGUUUUGGCUCCAAGGCGGUAUUGGCCAUCUGGCCAGACACUAUGGUCUCGCGUGCGACGCUAUCGUCGGUGCCGUCAUGGUUGAUGCGAUCAGCGGCCAAGUUCUCUGCAUCGGUCACGUUCCUGAACACAACAUCGACCACCGAAUGCUAUUCGCCACGAACAUGAUGAGGAACUAUUUGCGUAAUUACGGUCAGCCAAACGACCAUAACGCCGAAGAGACACUGGCAAAUGCGAGUCGCGAUGUAUCCAGCCAGUAUCCUCACGGUAUAUCGUCAGACUACGAAGGUGGACAGAUGCGUUGUGGAAUGACCACUUUCUUAUGUUCCUUGAAGGGUGUCUCACACGACAGCUCUAAAGGACUGCUUCUGGAGACUGUGGACGCUAUUGAGCUAUUCGACAAGGAGAUGUACAUAUCCAAGAUGCAUGGAGGACACGGGGGCGGCAAGACCUCUGCCUUCAAACGAUGUGUUUUUCUCAAGGACAUGGCCAACACAGGUGCCAUCAAGGUCUUGAUACCUGCCACGAAGGAUGACUGGGAUUUGGCUUGCGUCUUUACUGGUGUUUGGCCCAGAGAAUAUGAUGGAACACGUAUUUCUAAUGCUGUUAUUCACUGGGUAUAUCGGGUUGUCAACGAGCUCCUGCCAAUGAGCAAAGGGGUCUAUGGUGCAGAUCUUGGACCUGAUCCCCGAGAUAUACACGGAUACAGUAGUCGGGUGGUCAGCAUCAGCAAGGUCACCAAGAGAAAAUACGCAGCCGAAACAGGCGCUGAUCCUGAUCGUCCCUACAAAGAGCAACACCGGAAGUCUAUCAAUGUUUUCUACAAGAACCAACUGAAGACAGAUUCUUUUGUGGCAGAGAACCACUUUCUUGAAAUGUUGAAAGAAAAUGCCUCGGAUGUGCUGUUCAUCACUGGUCUGACAGAGAUGGCUUCUGUUGCAACGUUAUCACACCUUAUUCAUGAUGCUAGGCUGAUCGACGUUCGGAAUCUGGCUGGCAUGGUGUCAACAGCGCCGAAUUUUCCAGGAAAAGACAUCGACUUUCGCUAUGUCCUGAAUAUCGCCCAACAGAAGGGAGGACUCGCGCUGUGCACCUCGCUCCUGAAGAGUCACUUCUCAGGUGACUGGAAAAAGGUGGAUGCUGUAGUCACUAGCGAAACCAGUGGCUACGUCUUAGCCUCUCCGUUGGCUAUGCAAAUAGAGAUUCCUUUGGUUCUCAUCGUAAAGGGUAAUAAAUUUCCCCCACCCACGGUUUCUGUUCAGAGACGUAUGUCGCACAUCUCAUCUCGCAUACUCAACGCGUCGGAUAAGGGCAGAUUUGAGGUGGAUGCCAAUGUAGUUAGCAAAGGCGAUUCAGUGGUUAUAGUCGACGAUGUUCUCGCAACUGGAGAAACGCUCGUGGCGGUGCUCGAGUUGUUGGUCAAGGUUGGCCUACAGCCAGAGGAUAUAAGUGUCAUGGUUGCGGCGGAGUUUCCUUUUCAUCGUGGACGAGAGAAGUUAUGGGCACAUGGGUUCAGAAGAGUGGCUGUUCAGAGCCUCUUGGUUUUGGAUGGGCAGUAGGAGGAAAUGCUCGAGGUGUCUGAGCUGACGGGCUCGCUGAACCAAUUUUUUGUAUGUAGGCUGGGAUAUCCUUGACUCCAUCUGCGGAACUCGAAUGGUGCCAUCUUCGUGUAAGUCUCAGAGAACCUGAUAGAAUUGCACCAAUAUAG